AUGUACUCAAAGGGACGAAAAAUCGGUAUAAACAUUGCAGGAAAGUUGAAGAAAAAACUGGGGGAUACGGACGAAAAAGAGCAGGUGACCCCAUCCCAAGGUGUGGUGAGUGAGUCUGCUGCACCUGGAAUGAAGGCCAGUGGUCCAACCCAACAACUUAACAAAAGUACAUCUCUUGGUAGCAUCCACAAUGACUCAUCUGAUGGUGCCAUUGUUGACCAUGAUGACAUCAUCAACCUCACGCAUAAUGUCAAGCGGUUCUCAGAUGGACUUGCUAGACUUAAAGGAGUCUUUGGAGAGUGCUCAGAAUCUGGAGAGGACUUGAGACACAGAACGCAUGAGCGACUUGGUGAAGUGCUAUAUACCUUGAAGAAUAUCUUGCAAAGCUACCCAGUCCUUCAGUCCACUGAGCUGUUUGCUGCAUCAGGAGCUCUCAUCUCCAAGGUCAAAAGUUUUGAUUAUGUUGGAACGUCAACUACAUCUGCAGAAAUACAUUUUUCUGAAGCAAUAGACCAGUUAGCCUUGGUGUUCAGCAGUAGUGUCUCUGAGUACUUAAUGGGUGACCAGGAUACCUCUUUCCAAGAGAAGACGGUGAAGGCAAUGUCAUAUGAUGGCUUGUCCUCUACGCAGGAUAGAACGGAAGAAGUACCAGAGGCUGACGAUAGUAACAAAGCUGUUGCAGUGCUGACCACAGAGGGGGUGGACAGUGUUCUAUGCCAACUACAGGCAGGGGUGGACGUAGCACUACAACGUGCCAAGGUCUGGUCCAAGUAUAUGAAGGAUGUCACCUCCUACAUAGAACGCAAGGCUCAACUUGAGACGGAUUACUCAAAGAAUCUUGGUCGCCUUGCUCAGACUAUGAAGCCUAUUUUAACAGAGGAGGCCUUCCUACCUCUACAGUCAGUCUAUUGUACAGUUCUACAACAGGACAAAGAUUAUGCGAGUACUUGCCAAGCUACACAAAUGUUACUACAGGCAUCCAAGUUUGUGGAGCCAUUAACUGCCAGACGGUUAGAACACGACAAAGAACGGAAAACCAUCAAAGACUCUUGGCUAAAGGAAGUAAAGAGAAUGCAAGAUGCAGUUCACAGUUUACGGAAGGCACAGACACUGUAUGUUACACGACAGCAGGAGUAUGAGAAGGUACGGGAGCAAGCCAACAAGCUGGAGGCGGACAUGUUGUCCCAAAGUAGCACUGGUACUAGUGCUUUGAGUAAGGUGGACAAACGACGAAAGUUAGAAGAGGAGGCCAUGCACAAGGCUGCGGAGGCUGAGACGACAUACAAGGCAUGCGUAGCUGAGGCAAAUUGUAGGCAGCAAGAGCUGGAAAAGACAAAGGCAGACCUUAUAGCCAGAAUACGAGAUCAGAUUUACCAGUGUGAUCAAGUUAUAAAACUGGCUACUAUAGAAUACUUCCAUCUCCUACACACAGUUUCAACACCCAUACCUAUACAGUAUCACACUUUGUCAGAGACAACAAAGCAGUAUGAAAGUGGGGUCCAGUUCCAGGAGUAUGUCAAACGCUUGCCUGUCAACUCUAGCAAUACAACAAACACAGAACCGUUUGCAUUUGAACCUUUUUAUACAACAAGAGAAAUUGAGAACAGAAAAACAAGUACACAAUCUACAGGAUCUGCAUCCUCAGGGCCUCAGUCACAAGAGGGCUCACCUCAGCUUACCUCCCCUCGCAAAGACCGGUACCGUGCUCCUGUGAAGGCAUGGAGUCCUGGCCUUGUGAUGGGAAGUGACACUGACAGUGCCAGUGGUAGCAGUAAGUCUGUUGACUCCUCCCCCAGCAGUAGUCCCCACCCUACCAGUCACAGGAAACUUGUGACUGCAGGAUCACUGGAUGGACUGGAUGAGAGGGAUGAUGCUGAUCAACACAGGGACUUACUGUCACUACCUGGAGCUGAUGGUGGGGAUCUUCGCGGUAUUCUGAAGCCUAGUGGUCGGCGGAGGAACACAACGUUUGGGGUAGACUUCCAGGAACAAGUGGAACAUUGUAAAUCUGCUGUGCCUCCUAUCAUCACCAAGUGCUUGAAGGAAAUUGAAAAAAGAGGUCUUAAUCAAGAGGGUAUUUAUCGGAAAUCAGGGGUAAAAAGUAAAGUGGAAGGUCUAUGCCAGCGUUUUGAGAAAGAUCCUGACUCUGUUGAUCUCACCGAGGAAAAUCAUAAUGUUAUCUCUAAUGUAUUAAAGCUUUAUCUCCGACAGUUGCCAGAGCCAUUGUUAACAUUUAAAAGCUAUCAAAGUUUUAUAAGAAUUGCCAAGGAACAGAUGGCAGGAAUGUUUGACCUCGAGGAAACAGUCAAUCAGCUUGCAGAUGUUGUAUCAAAAUUGCCAUACUCAAAUUUUAAAACCUCAGCAAUUAUUAUGCACCACUUACACAGAAUUGCUGAUAACUACAGUUCAAAUCAGAUGACAGCAAGUAACCUGGGUAUUGUGUUUGGUCCAACGUUACUCAGACCUUUGGAAGGAGCGUCUUCUCUAGCUUACCUAGUAGACAUGCCUCAUCAGACUAGAGCAGUGGAACUCCUUAUCGCUAAUGUCAAGGAUAUAUUUGGACCAGAAACAGAGUAUGAAUUAAUACCUGGUGAAACACCUGUUGAGAAGAUUGGUGAUGGUAAAGGUCCAAAGAAACCUACCCCUAGUCCUCAGAGUACCCCCACACCAUCAAUACAGUUAGACAAACAAGAUUCUACAGAAAAGAAAGAUAAAGGCACGGAGAAGCAACCAAUCAAGUCUGAAAGUUCUUCAGUCCCAGAGAAGCCAGUAGAACAGCUGAUACAAGCAGUACCAGAAAACAAAGAUCCAGACCAGAAGAGUUCAGAUGCAGACUUUUUACUGCCAGGGACUGCCCACUGUGACAAAAAGGCAUCCCCUUCUGUCACUAUCUCUGACGAUAAAGGAAAAGCAGCAGGUGGUCCGACAGAGCUAGUUACAAGUUCAUCAAAACCGUCAGUAAAGAGUGGGAAACCAUCUCCUCCUCAGCUGUUAAAACUGGCUUCCCAGCUGCUAUCUCCAGGUAGUUCCAGGAAGAUGGCAGUUCCAACUAUCAAUAUCAUUGACAGCAGUCCAGUGGGAGAGAUCAGUGUGCACUCAAGAUUCCCUGCUGAUUCUGAUAAAGCCAAAAAGCAGGGAGCUCUGCAGCCGAAGAGUUCAAGUAGCAAUGCCCAAAGUUUGCUGAAAUCUGUGGGGCCUUCUAUCCAGUCAUCAAUACAAUCAUUCAUGUUAGCAACAGCUAAGAGUUUUGGUAGUAAUGGAAGUGGCAGUAAGUCAAGUAAGGUUGAUGUCAAUAGUUCUAGUCAAGAUUUAAAGACUUCUGACUCCCCUGGGGUUCUGUCAAGGCAGAGUUCAAGUUCUCCUUCUAGCUCACCUAGUGUAUCCAGACAGAAUUCCUCUUCCCCCUCCAUAAGCCCUACCCCUCAGUCUCCUUCCCUGCCUCGAUUUGAAAAGUCCUCUUCCUCACCACCUUUGCCUGUUGUUGGAAAUCCUACAACACCACCUCCAAACAAACCUCCGCCUCCUUCUCCGACUUUCUCAAGGUCACCAGAAAAGACCCCUCCUUCACCCCCAGUCUUCGUCAGGCGCACAACAGCACCAGCAACCAAACCCAUGCCACCUUCACCAGUAUUUUCAAGGCACUCAAAAUCUGAGUCAGUUUUGUCAAAAUCCCUUCCAAGCUCAUCAUUGUCUUCAUUUUCAAAACCACCAACUCCUCCCUCCCCUACCCUCUCAAAUAAAUCAGCAUCAUCCUCUAAACCUACGCCUCCCUCCCCUACCCUCGCCAAUAAAUCAGCAUCAUCCUGUAAACCUACUCCUCCCUCCCCUACCCUCUCCAAUAAAUCAGCAUCAUCUAUUAAACCAACUCCUCCCUCCCCAACUCUCUCGCAAAAGUCAGCAGCACCCUCUAAACCCAAUCCUCCUUCCCCUACCAUUGCAAGAAAUACAAUAUCCGAGAAACUUAUCCCAGCAUCACCAUCUUUAGCCAGAGGGGUAGCCUCUAUGCGAUCAAUUCCUUCCCCUACUUUAUCUCGACAUGCUGUGUCAGAAUCUGCAAUCAAAUCCAAGCCAGGAUCCCCAUGCUUAACGAGGCAAUCUGCAGUAAAUAAGCCUGUUCCUUCAUUAUCUUCAUCUUGGUCUGCACGCACCUUUACUUCUGAUCCUUGCCAAUCAAAGACUACUGUGUCUGACCAGCCUCCUGUCCAGAGUUCAAAUAGAUCCUUGGACCCAAAACAGAAACAAACUGAGACUUCAAAUAGAUCCUCGGAUUCCAAACAUAAACAAACAGAGACAGACACAUUGUCAGUGUCAGCCAACACGUUAAAGACACGUGCAUCACCUACCUUGUCUAGACAGCAGGCAGUGCAGUCAGAUGAGGGUGAUCUGAAAGUUCCCUUUACACCCACUCCUCCUCGCUUCUCCCCAGCCUUACUACGCCACUCAAUGUCUAUUCAGUCAUCCUUGCCCACUUCCUAUGGAUUACGGAAAACCAGCCCGUCCCCAACUUUGUCCAGAAAGUCUCUCUCUUUAUCUGAUCACACAACAGGCAAGACUGGUAGGAUAUCGCCACGCCCCCUGUCUUCUCCACUACUGUUACGACAGACAGCUAUCACACCGCCUUUGGCUUCCUUUCAGAGUCUGAGAGACACAGCUAUGAUAGGUGACAAGUCUUUCAGUAGUCGAUCAGACCAUUUGAAAGGUCUCACCAUUAAAGAAAAGCCUGAGCCCAACAACCAUUGUGAUGGUAAUAUGUCAUCAGAGGUUAAGAACAGCUUUGGAGAGUAUGAUCAGAAAGCUAGAAUGAGCCUUAGUCCUGAUAAACGGGCUGUAUCUGACCCUAGCUUGGGCAGAGCAUCCUUGUCUGAAGAAUUUAUGUCAAAUACACCUUCUUGUGAUUAUGAAAGUUGUCAGACCCUGUCUUUUGAGGCUGAUGAUACCAGUGGAAAUGUCUCCAUAGAAAGACAAGAACCAUCCAACAGAUCUAUGGAGUCCUCCAAAAGUGACCAGUCUUCCUGGUCUUUUUCUAGUCACUCCUCAGCUUCUGAUUCUGAUAUUUCUUCCGCUGCAAAUUCAGAUAUGUCCCCAGAAUUCAGAAAGAAAUUGAUAUCGCUACCCCGACCUCAGCGAGUCCAUUUAAUGUCUGGAACUGGAUUUCCUGACUUCUCGCCAAUCCUUCCACGCCAAAAAGAAUAUAACAUAAAAAAAGCUGAUUCCACUCCUAGCUUACCUUGUGCAGCAUAUCCACUGAGUGGAAAUUUGUCAGCCAUGCUGAGCACUCCCAGAGGAACCUGCCCUGGAAGUCAGGCUGAGGAUAGGUAUAACUCCGUUCCUAGGAAAUCCAAGUCAUUUGAGUUUCAGUCUAUCACUGAUUCUUUAUGUGCCUCCAGUAAGGAUUCAGAGUCUGGGCUUUCAUCUGGUGUGUCCAGUCCACAGCUCUCUGGAGCUGGUCAGGGCUGCAGACCAGCACACACCAGUCCAUCAGUUAUGCCACCUGGGCCUAGAGCAACACAUUCACAGGAGGAUUCAUCUUCACCCAGUAAAUAUUGUCAAUCUGAAGCACUGUCCAGACCUGGUAUAGUCUCAGCUUCUAGUCAAUCCCAUGUUCUGCCUUCUGAUGCCCCAGCCUUGCAGGUCAAGGCCAUGCCACCAAAGAAAGAAGGGCUGCUGCCCCCUGCUGAUAUGACUAUGAUACAGGCCAGCACCGCCCUGAAGGUGUGCUCAACUCCCUCUCUCCUGUCGUCACCAUUGAAGGCCAAAGUUCUUCCUACUGCACUAUCUCCAUCUGCUACGUCACAAACAGAUCCUACUUGUCACGUGCCUUCUCCCUCACCAAUAGCCUCAACAACUCCUGCACCACCUAUUUCCCAAGCUAUGACACAGAGACUUGCAGGAUCUAUAAAUGAGGAUCAGCCCACACUCCCAGAUACUUCAACUGCCAAUAGCAGUAUAGGAAUGGAAACAAAACAGUCCCUUGUCAUAGAUACUGAACCAUGUAAAACAGUAGAAACAGAAGUAUCAUUAUCACCUAAAUUAUCUCAUCUCCCAAUGCCUAAAACUCCUCCAAAAUCUCCCCCUUCACCACGGGAUACUUGCAUACCAGUCCCAAAGACUCCACCAACUUCUGGCAGAGUUACUCCUACACCGCCACCUAAAACCCCAUCAUCCCCUAAAACACCUCCACCUUGUAAGGCACCUUCUAUUCCUAAAUCCCCACCACCUUUGAAGACUCCUAUAUCUCCUAAAGCUCUUCCAUUUUCAAAGAGCCCACCACCUGUUUCUCCAAAACCUCCUCCUUCUAACAAAAUCCAAAGUUGUUCAGAUGCUCUGCUAGUUUCUGAAAAAGCAGCCAAGUCUGACCAUGUUAUGCCAGCUUCUCGGUCUGUAGGUAUAACACAAACCCCACCACCUAAACCUUCUCAGACCCUGCCUGCUGCCCCACCCAUGAAGGCAGUCCUUCCAGACACCCCACCAGCUGUCAGUGUGCCAAGUCUGCCCUUGGUACCAGCAGUCAAAGAUGUGAAGACAAGGACUGCUAGAACCACUGUGAAGACCACAAAGUCUGCCUCCAGGGACCCUGUCAAAGUUGUCAAAGGCCCAAGUGGCAUUGUUAUGGGUAAGGCAGCCAUUAUGCCUGGAGGUAGGGGCGCUAUGCACAGAUCUAUGUCAGCUGGUGGAGUGCCUGGUACAGCUAAUGGUAAACGUUCACCUGUACCUCCCACUACCAAACAUCCAGUGAAGCCUGGUACUGGUACAGGGGAGUCAGGCUCAGGGUGUACUAGUCCUACUCCACAAACCUCAGGCAGAAAGACGCCUACCACUGCCGACAAGAAGCCUCCUGCUGGCACUACAUCUGGUAUUACCUCUGGAAGGAAAACUCCCACUGGUAAUGUGGCUGCUUGUGGCAGGAAGACACCAACAGGGUCUUCAUCCUCUGGUUCCAGCUCUGGACGUAAGACCCCUAUUACCACAGUUACUGGCAGUAAUUCUAAAUCAGAGAAGGUUUCCUGCUCUACAUGUGGGAGACGGAAAAACUCAUCAACAAAGUCUGUAUCUGACGCAUCUCAGCCAGUAACCCUAACAGCCUACAGACGUGCCUCCACAGGUACCAGUGGGGUUAUCUCCUUAGGUGAGCCAGUUACCGAGGAGUCUCCAAAACAAACCAAAUCUCCUGAACCAAAGGAGAGUCCUAAAAAAGAAAGUAAAAGUGCAGGGCGCAAAGUGGCUGGAAAAACGGUUGGUUCUGGUACAAAGAAGGACAGACUGCCUCAUUUUGUAUGAUAUGCCAGGACAUUAUAUACCUGCUUAGAGGUGCAUAACCAACUUCUAACUUUGAAAUACUGACAAAACAUCAGUAGAUUUAUAUUUCAAAAUGAGAUUUACAUGUGUGAACUGAAUGUUUCACAUUCUGUUAUUGCCACUUCCAUGUGUUAAUGGCCUGCUUGUUCACACCCCCUGCUAGGCAUGACGUGUUACUCACCCUAUACUAGACGGGUGUGAACAGCUGCUGGCCAUGGAUCACCACUGUUUUUGUUACUCAGCUGUUCUACAUGUUGAUACUUUUUCCUCUACUUUAUCUUCCUUUUUUCUAAUUUUGAAUCUUUUUAGUGUGAGUGUAUGUAUUACUAAAUUUCAUUCCGUAUUCUUAAGAGUUUAUUUUUGUUUGCUUUUCAUUUUUUUAAUAAAAUAUGACUGAUGAAUUAGGGUGAAGCUGACGAACUUUUGACCUAGAUAUGUUGGUGCUGCCUCGUCGCAGUCAUAUGUAGGUCGUGGUGCAUAAUUUUCUGAAUUACUGAUUUGUGCGUAUUUUGCAUAAUACCGGUAAGCUCUCCACAAAUGAUAUAGUAAUGGAGUCAGAAAGAUAUCUGUUCGAACUUUGUCAUAUGUCUUAAAUUUAGAAAGUUUUUAUUUUCAGUUAUCUGCAAUUUUCUAUCCAUUCCAAAAUUGAAUGUUGUCAUGAUUUGAGAGUUGGACAUACAUGUACUAGUAUAGGUUUCAGCUGAUCUUUGGUAUGAUGGGCUCUUCCAUUCAUUUAAUCAAUCAGCUGUUAAUUCCCUAUGCUCAAGGCAUGAUAGGUCACAGAUAUAAGAUUUUUUGUCUGUGGACAGAAAGUUGAUGCAACAAAUCAUGAUGAAUUGCUUUUGCAGAUACAGUGGUACCUAUAGACAAUACAAUUUAUUAAAUUAAUGCUUUCAUUUAUAUAAUUUCAAAAAGCAAUAAGAAACCAGUGGUGAUAUUAGAAUUGUAAGUAUAUAAAUCGGAAGGUGAAUUUACAAAACAUUGUUUUUCUUUUGUUGCAAGUCAGUUAACGAUCAGCGAUAUUGAUUAAUAUGUACAUCUUGUCUAAGCAUGAUAGUGUGAUAUUUGUGAUGUGUGGUAAGAGAGGACAAGUUCACUACAGACGUCAGUACUUAGCAUGAUAGUGUGAUAUUUGUGAUGUGUGGUAAGAGAGGACAAGUUCACUACAGACGUCAGUACUUAGCAUGAUAGUGUGAUAUUUGUGAUGUGUGGUAAGAGAGGACAAGUUGACUACAGACGUCAGUACUUCGCAUGAUAGUGUGAUAUUUGUGAUGUGUGGUAAGAGAGGACAAGUUGACUACAGACGUCAGUACUUAGCAUGAUAGUGUGGUAUUUGUGAUGUGUGGUAAGAGAGGACAAGUUCACUACAGACGUCAGUACUUAGCAUGAUAGUGUGAUAUUUGUGAUGUGUGGUAAGAGAGGACAAGUUCACUACAGACGUCAGUACUUAGCAUGAUAGUGUGAUAUUUGUGAUGUGUGGUAAGAGAGGACAAGUUGACUACAGACGUCAGUACUUCGCAUGAUAGUGUGAUAUUUGUGAUGUGUGGUAAGAGAGGACAAGUUGACUACAGACGUCAGUACUUAGCAUGAUAGUGUGGUAUUUGUGAUGUGUGGUAAGAGAGGACAAGUUCACUACAGACGUCAGUACUUAGCAUGAUAGUGUGAUAUUUGUGAUGUGUGGUAAGAGAGGACAAGUUCACUACAGACGUCAGUACUUAGCAUGAUAGUGUGAUAUUUGUGAUGUGUGGUAAGAGAGGACAAGUUGACUACAGACGUCAGUACUUCGCAUGAUAGUGUGAUAUUUGUGAUGUGUGGUAAGAGAGGACAAGUUGACUACAGACGUCAGUACUUAGCAUGAUAGUGUGGUAUUUGUGAUGUGUGGUAAGAGAGGACAAGUUCACUACAGACGUCAGUACUUAGCAUGAUAGUGUGAUAUUUGUGAUGUGUGGUAAGAGAGGACAAGUUCACUACAGACGUCAGUACUUAGCAUGAUAGUGUGAUAUUUGUGAUGUGUGGUAAGAGAGGACAAGUUCACUACAGACGUCAGUACUUAGCAUGAUAGUGUGGUAUUUGUGAUGUGUGGUAAGAGAGGACAAGUUCACUGCAGAUGUCAGUACUUAGUUACCAGUGUGAGAUUUUGUAGUAAGAGAGUGUUCUACACUAGUUGACUACAAAGGUUAGUACUUAAUUAGUAUGAAAGUGUGAGAUUUGUAAGGUGUUGCAAGAGGGAACAAAUUGACUGCAGAUAAAAGAACUUUGUUAGCAUGACAGUGUAGAAUUUGUAAUUUAAGAAAUUGAAACUGACUGCAGACUCUACUGCUCAUGUAUAUAUGUACACAUGGUGCUAAACUACAUACUUUUUGUAUGUUGUACUAGACUGUUAUGGGAUAAUUGAGAACAAAGUUAAUUGAUUGUUCAGACUCCCUCUCUUGGAAUCCUUGUGUAAGGGAAAUAUUUAGUUAUAUUUCUUGGAAUGAUUCAGAAGAGGAAAAAGUUGUCCUGUGUAGGGAUAGAUGUUAAACCUCAUACUGUUGUAGCAUAUCUUUAUGACUGUACUUUUGGAGUAACAACAUAGCUUGUGUGUAAUGAGAACAUGUGAGACUUGUAUGUGAAUGAAAGAUGAGAGUAAGUGAAAAUGAAAAUUGUGUCAGUAAUGUAGUUUUUUUAUAUAUAUUGUGGCAUUUACAAUAAGUUUCUGACCGUGUGUAGAGUCAGACUUACACACUUGUAGAUCAUGGAAUAGCCCAUCAGACUACAAACUUUUAUUUGUAAGUUCUUGUAAACCCUGCCGAGGUCAAACAAUAGAAGGUGUUAUAUACUUUAGAAUUAUACUUACCUGAUAGAUAUACUCCUAAUGUAGGAAUUCAGGGACAACAAUUGGGUUUGUGCACAUAGAUCCAAACUUGCAAGUUUCAUGACAACUUGAAACACUCACAAUUCGCAUCAACAUUUUGAUAAUUAUGUUGUAAAAAUUAUUCUUGCUGUAAACAAAUAACUUGUGUGCAUUUAUUGACCAUGAAAGGUAGUAACUUUUCAUUUGAAUUCUGAAGACAAACUGAGCAGUACUUUUACUGAAGCUAAGACAGAACCCACACACGUGUAGUCCCUAUGUAUAUUGGUUACAUAUGCCGUACAAGUUGGUCCAAGCACUAUUCAAUUUUGUAUGUGCAUUUUAUUACAUUGUAGGAUACAGAUAAAAAAAAGUUGCCAUAAUUUGACUUCAAUUACUGAGAAUUAAUAUGGUAAUUUUGUCUUCUUAUUUUAUAAAAUUUGUUGCAAUGCAAUGCGUGCAAUAUUGUUAUGUAAUGACUGUAGGUUUGUUGUGUAUGACUCGCUGUAUUUUCUAUAUUGACUCGCUGUAUAUCAUAUAUUGACUCGCUGUAUGCUAUAUAUUUACUUGCUAUGUGUUAUAUAUUGACUCGCUGUGAAUUGCUGUAUGUUAUUAUAAAACCUUGUAAAUACAGCCUAUUUAUCAUAUAUUUUACAAAUAGUCCUAGAUGUGUAACGUUUUGUACACAGUAUUCAUAGAAUAUGAUCUGAUAUAUAUUUUGUAAGUUAUUAUAUUGAUUUAUCAUAUUUUUUAAGUUGUUUCUUUUAAAAGUUUGUAUGGUGUGUGAAUGAUUUUCUAAUUUAACUUUCUCUUUUAUCAUGCAUUGUGCAAACAUGACCAGUGAUUUGUCCUUAACAUCGUAGUCAGCUGCGAACUUACCACUGAUUGGUUACUGUACUGCUUUAUCUCAUGUCUAGCUCUGCACUGUUGUUUUGAUCUUUAAGGAAUAUCCGCAUCAGAAUGCCUUACCAAGGUAGCUUGAAUUCAUGGCUUAUUAAACCCAAUUAGAAGAAAAAAGUAAAUACUUGUACAUAUACUUAAUCCAUAUUCUAAAUUGUACACUUGGUUAGUAUUGCACAUAGAUCAAAAUUUAAAGAAUCUUAUAAAAUUGAUUAUCCAGCAAUUGUUAAAGUGAUAGGAAUUUAUUAUCAUAAUAAAGACACAUCUAAUUGAAAAAAAAUGAUAAUAAAUUGCUCAAUUUAGAUUUUUACUAACGUCCAUCACAUAUUUUUUAAAUCCUGUCAGCUGACAUUAAAGAUUUUCAUAUUUUUAAAUCAGAUCUUUUAAUUAUGCGGAUUUCAAGUCUAAUUAAUCUUACUGAAUCAACAUGUUAUCUAUAUAAUCCAUAAAUCAUAAUCCGUUACUACAAUAUCUCAAAUAUAUGCUCAAUACACAAAUGCUCAAACUAUUUAGUGUGGAUUUCUAUUUCAUUGUUCUUUUCUUCUAACAACAUGUUACUGUCUUGCAUAAGAUUUUUGGGAAAAGUUGGCAUAAUAUGAAAUCAUGGUAGAUUGCUGCUAGUUUUGAUGAAACCUGUUUUAUUGACUUAGUUUGUAGUCUUAAUUGUACCAGAUAGAUAUAACGAUUAGCCAAUCAGAGUCUUGGAACUUUGGUACAGGUCAGAAACGGGUUGUAUAUAUAGGGAUCUGAUAACUUCUAGUCAUACGUUGGUCAGUUUUACCUGGAUAGUCCAGUUUUAUCAUAUAUUCUGUUUCUUACAUUGAACCCAAUGAAGGAUACCUUAUGUGUAAUUUUAUUCAGUUCGUGGAAUUUUGGCCUUGCUGUGCCUUCCUCCCUUGUUGCAUGUCAGGGAGAGAUGAUCUGAAAAUGUGCCUUUUCGGUGACCAGAACUGUCUAGUGCUACAUGUCAUCAGGUUACAGAUGUUAGAUGAUACUGUUGUAGAAAGUUUUAUCAAUGUAAAUUGGACCUCAAUUACUUGUCUAAAUUAGUUAGAUUUAGUGUGUAUCCAAUGCUCCAGAUUGAAGGAGUAUGGACUCUACUGUGUAAGUGAGUAGAUGCUAGUGCUGUGAUAUAUGUAUAUAUACAUUUGUAUAGCUAAAGUUAGUGGAUCAAAUCUCAUGAGACAUCUCGUUUUUUUUCCACCAUCAAGAAUACCCAUACACAAUUCUCUUCUAACAGGGAAAUAGUGUAUGGCUUUCCUGUCUAAAAUUUAAGCAUAUUUGUGAAUGUCCAUUGCAUGCAUUUCUGUGCUGUGUAACUCUUGCAUUACAUUUUUAUUUUUAACUAAUUGAAAGAUUAAAAAAAAAUGACAAACUAUACUACUGGCAAAUCACUUUUACAACUGCUUAAAUUCAUGACCUUAAGUUAAUAACAAGCCGCAUUUAAAUUAAAUGUUUCUAAAACAGAAAUCAACAUUCAUCCUAUUUCAGUGAUCAUGCUUUUUUCAGAAAUGCCCAUGAUAAAUCUAAAACAUGUAUAUAUUUCAUAAAUGCAAAUAGUAAAUUAAUUAAUUUGUGAAAUUAUCAGUAUCGAGUUUGUCUGAUACACUUGUUUUUAUAAUGAUGAAAAAUUUGAACAAUUUAUGUCUCCACAGUAAAUAUUCAAAAUCCGUUUCAACAUUCUUAACAAUGAAACUAAAUGAUUAUGGCAAAUUGUUGAAUAUCAAGUAGAAGUAUUUAGAAGUUAGAAAUUGUUUGACAAGUUUGUGUCAGUAACGUUUGGUAAAUGUACAUGUAUACUGUUGAAUUAUGACACCAGGAUAUUCAGUGUUUUUAGGUCUACUUACACUUUAAAGGUUGAGUUAUUUAACUGUUGGUCUGAUGUAUAUGUGAAGGGUUACAACCAGUACUCGUGCUAAAACUGCACCAUUGUUAUAUAUGCUACAGAUUGUGAAAUCAUCACAUUUUUCUCAAAUUGAUAAAACGCUAUUCAGAACAAAUACCUUUAAAACAUAUAAUUUUAUACCUAUCAACAAAAGUGUGAAAUAACAGUGGAUUUAUUUACUAAUCUUUAACUUACCAGUAGUUAAUAAAAUUUUUAUUUAAAAAAAAUCAGCUAACUAAAAUUAUAAAAUUUUAUGUUUGGUAAAAAGACAUAAGAUACUGAGUAAAAUGAUACAUAAACUGAUGCUUGUUUUUGUGUGACCUACAAACAUAACAGAAAAAACUGUUUAAUUUGUACAGUUAUGAUACCUAAUAUUAAAAGUAAUAAGUUAGUAUUAUUGUAUACAGAUAAAACAAGGUGUUCAGUAACAGAUGUGUGGAAUAUUAAUGGCUGGUGAGUAUUCUUCAUCUAUUGAUACAGUGUAACAUAUAGUUGAACAUAAUAAUAAUGUAGUUUUGAAGUAUCUGAUCAGUAUCACUUUUACACAACUAGUGUCAGUCUAUUGGUAGUGUCAGAUAAAUCAUUAACAAAUUCUU
This is a messenger RNA of Ylistrum balloti, 13507 nucleotides long. RefSeq names its product mucin-2-like. The record is from RefSeq and is a predicted model, not a curated record. NCBI's taxonomy places the organism in Eukaryota, Metazoa, Mollusca, Bivalvia, Pectinida, Pectinidae. Gene Ontology annotation, biological process: activation of GTPase activity; signal transduction. The transcript is spliced from 30 exons. Gene Ontology annotation, molecular function: GTPase activator activity. The coding region runs from base 1 to 7278 and encodes 2425 amino acids.